This is a messenger RNA of Electrophorus electricus (electric eel), 756 nucleotides long. It is a transcript of the gene btg4, whose product is annotated as B-cell translocation gene 4. The record is from RefSeq and is a predicted model, not a curated record. Gene Ontology annotation, cellular component: nucleus; cytoplasm. NCBI's taxonomy places the organism in Eukaryota, Metazoa, Chordata, Actinopteri, Gymnotiformes, Gymnotidae.
AUGAAGGAAGAGAUUGCUGCCACAGUUUUCUUUGUGGCAAUGCUGGCAAAGAAACAUGGGAGGCUUGACCGUUUGGGUAGGGAGAAGUUUGCUGCAGCUUUGACCUCAGUCCUGUUUGAAACCUACAAAAGCCACUGGUACCCUGAGAAGCCAUGCAAAGGACAGGCUUUCCGGUGUUUGAGGAUGAACAAAGCCCAAGUAAGAGACCCUAUAAUUGAGCGGGCCUGCAAACAGGUCGACGUUGACUAUGACGACCUUGGUUUGCCAAAAGAGAUGACCAUAUGGGUGGACCCAGGAGAAGUGUCAUGCCGGUAUGGUGAGAAGACGGCACCGUUCUGUGUGACCCUGCUGGAGGGGUCAAAAGGUGAUGGUGAGUUCUCGCGGCGGAUCAACAACGCCGUGGAGCGUGCCUCCUCUGACUACCACUCGGGAACCUCAUCAGAUGAAGAAGGCUGUGACUGCAGUAUGAGCAGCAGUAGCAGUGGUGUAGGUGGGGGUGGAAUUCCUGAACCCAAGUGCAUCCCUACUGUGUCCAACCCAAACAGUGUCUACCAGUUCAGCGAGUUUGGCCAACCGCCAUCCAUGCAAUCCUGGGCACCCUAUCUGAAAAGGAAACCCUAUGCUCCAGACUGCUAUCAGCAGCCCCAAAGUGCACCGUACCCCCCACAUGGUGCCUUCAAAGGUUACAGGCCUUCUUAUUCUUUCUGUGGGCCACGUGUGGACAAAUACCACUGGGUUAGCAAGAACCGCUCAUAG